GUCAGCUACACUUCACUGUGUUCACAGGGAGAGGACGGAAGGAGCGCAGGGUUGCACGAGUCCGCCGUUGCCUUAACAAGCAUGGAAGGGUUGUACGGCUUGUAUUCUCACUGCCUGCAAGCGCCAGGCUGAAGCAGCGUGGUUGCUCGAAUUCUGAAUCCAUGCUAGAUGGCUUUCUUUCGAAAUCUUACGGAAGAGCAGAAGACCAGUUUCUUCAAUGCAACAGCUGGGGCCGGGGCAGGAGCAAUCGCCGCGACCUUUGUGUGCCCCCUCGACGUUGUCAAGACGAGGCUUCAAGUGCAGCGUCUGCCACGAGCUUCCGAUCCCAAAAGCACACUCUACAAGAGGGGCCUCCUUCAUGGUAGCAUCAGGUCUAUCCUUCGGGAUGAGGGUGUCAGAGGGCUUUACAGGGGUCUCGCUCCCACGAUGGUCGCGCUACUUCCGAAUUGGGCCGUCUACUUUUCAACAUACGAGCAACUGAAGAGGUUCCUCACCUCAGAGUCAUCAACAUCAACGGUGUCUGGACUGAAGGAGGAUGCAAACGGAGAUAUUCUGCGCAAACCGAACAGCAUGUUGUCAAACACAAUAGCAGCAGCUGGGGCAGGCACCACUACUAUCGUGGUCACCAAUCCUCUCUGGGUCGUCAAAACUAGGAUGCAAACGCAGUCGCUUAGACCGGCCGGUUCUUCCAUCCCAUAUACUGGCACCUGGUCAGCUUUAUAUCGUAUAGCUACUGAGGAAGGGCUGAGAGGAUUAUACAGUGGUCUCGUCCCUGCGCUCGCUGGAAUCAGCCACGUGGCAAUACAGUUCCCCAUGUAUGAGUAUAUUAAGGAGGCAUUGGCUGAGCGAGAGGGCUCCAGCGUGGACCAGCUGAGAGCGGGCCCUUUGGCGGUGGCCAGUGCCGUGUCCAAGCUUGUGGCUUCCACGAUCACGUACCCGCACGAAGUGGUCCGGUCGAGGCUGCAGGAGCAGAGGCGGACUGCGGGGGAGGCAUUGCAGUACAAAGGUGUUGGGGAUUGCAUACGCCAGGUUUGGGCGGAGGAGGGCAUCCACGGGUUUUACAGGGGUUGCGGGACGAACCUGCUCAGGACGACGCCUGCGGCAGUGAUUACGUUUACUAGCUUCGAACUCAUUCUCCGGCAGUUGCAAAAGACGUUCCCACCACCAGAGCCCGUUAGCAAGCGAAAAGAAGCCAAUGAGCAGGUCAGCAUAGCCCCUCUUAGCGCGUCAGGUGAGAGUAGCGUCCCGAUCCAAGACGAAGGUCGGCGGUACGGGCGGGAGUCGUUGCCCUCCGGGAGAAGGUGACCAAGGUCCCAAGUGGUCUGGAAAGCUGCUGGACCACUCCCCGCGACCUUGUAUGAUGGUGUCUGUGUAGCGUAGAUUGUUGCCCUUAAGUAGGACUCGGAAGUCGAUUAAAGAGUAAGGACGGUAGGGGGUCAGUAAAGAUAAGCACGCGCGUGUUGCCAGCAGCUGUAAAUGCUAAGGGCGGGACCUUGUUUAGCAUGGACGGUAUCAGGUCAAUCGUAUCAAAGGUCGUGCAUAGGUAGUUGCCGCCACAGAGCAUGGUGCAACAGUCUAUACCCAGGGUGUCUUCCUCAUGUCAUUGGUCUUUCCAAAGGCUCUCAGUUAGUUUGACAAGGUUGCCCACUCGCAGCCGCGUUUGGUUACGAAACUAGCGAGGGGACUCUCUCCUGGUGUGCUUGCCCACCGG
Klebsormidium nitens is the source of this 1711-nucleotide messenger RNA. The record is from the annotation of a GenBank genome assembly. NCBI's taxonomy places the organism in Eukaryota, Viridiplantae, Streptophyta, Klebsormidiophyceae, Klebsormidiales, Klebsormidiaceae.